Molecule: messenger RNA, 1221 nt
Organism: Ylistrum balloti
Lineage: Eukaryota; Metazoa; Mollusca; Bivalvia; Pectinida; Pectinidae
Product: neuronal acetylcholine receptor subunit beta-3-like
Exons: 2
Coding region: 1-1221 (406 amino acids)
Biological process (GO): chemical synaptic transmission; nervous system process; monoatomic ion transmembrane transport
Cellular component (GO): synapse; membrane; neuron projection
Molecular function (GO): extracellular ligand-gated monoatomic ion channel activity; neurotransmitter receptor activity; transmembrane signaling receptor activity
Source: RefSeq, a predicted model, not a curated record
AUGACUUCGGUGGGCGCCAUUUUGACCUCGUUCUUACUGGCCUUGAUGACAAAAGAGAUCGUCCCAUCACCAUCUUUAGAGAAUGUGAAAAAUAUUUACAAACAUAUUUUUGAUGGUUACGAUCAGCGAAUCCGUCCCGUUUUAAAUCAAAGUGACCCUUUGCUUGUGGAGAUGAGUUUCUUUCUGAGCUCAAUAAACGAAUUCGAUGAAAAGUCACAGAAACUUGUAAUAGCUGGUUGGUUUAUCAUACAAUGGACAGACGAAGUGCUAAAUUGGAACACGUCAGAGUUUGGAAAUAUCUCACAAGUACAUAUCGAUGGAAACUCAAUAUGGCUUCCGAGCAUUGCCCUUGUCAACACAUUUGGGAGAAUAAACAUGCUUUCUCAAUCGUCUACGAACGCUGUGGUACACGCCGAUGGGAAGGUAAAAUGGUUUCCAGCAGACAGUUUCGUUGUUACAUGUGAGGUCGAUAUAACAUAUUAUCCUUUUGAUACUCAGGAAUGCUCUUUGGUAUUUGAAAUUUGGAAUUCUCCUUCUUCUGAAGUGGCACUUGUGGCAACGUCAAAAUCGUUUGACAUCAGCUCGUUCAAGGAAAAUGUCGAAUGGUCAAUUGUGAAAUCCGAGGUUCAAAAUAGGGAGCGGGACUACGGAGUGUCCAUUUCUUUUAUAGAUUAUUUCUUCCACCUACAACGAAGACCUAAAUUUGUGGUCUUGACAAUUAUCGCACCCGUCAUCCUGCUGGCAUUUUUGAACAUCUGUGUGUUCCUGAUUCCCCUGUCUUCAGGAGAGAGGAACUCGUUCUGUGUGACAGUGUAUCUAUCGUAUGCUGUAUUUCUGGGAUUAAUCACUGCAGAACUGCCACAUAACUCCAAAAACGUGUCCUACCUGACCAUGUAUCUACUCGCGCUGCUGGUGUUCAGUGUGGUUAUAGUCCUGAUAACAGUCAUACAAAUUCGACUGUUUCUUGAGAACGGAGAAACCAUUGUACCAGCAUUCUUUUCCAAAAUGUUUGGCUUCAACACACGAGGAACCCAAUGUCAGGUAAAGCCUUUGGACAUUGAUGACUCGGAGGACAAUGACGCGGACAUAUUGGAGGACAGGGAAGAAAAAAAGAGAAACAGAAACGAGAAAUAUAUUUAUUUACGUGAGAUGCUGCCGAGAUUUGACGUCCCUCUUUUCUUUGGUGCUUUAGUUGCCAGGAGUUUGGAAGAAAUGGGCUGA